Molecule: messenger RNA, 5356 nt
Organism: Manis pentadactyla (Chinese pangolin)
Lineage: Eukaryota; Metazoa; Chordata; Mammalia; Pholidota; Manidae
Gene: CILK1
Product: ciliogenesis associated kinase 1
Exons: 13
Coding region: 38-1933 (631 amino acids)
Biological process (GO): intraciliary transport; intracellular signal transduction; cilium assembly
Cellular component (GO): nucleus; cilium; cytoplasm
Molecular function (GO): ATP binding; protein serine/threonine kinase activity
Source: RefSeq, a predicted model, not a curated record
GGCUCUGAGAUGAGUGUCAGGCCCGAGCAGGCACACCAUGAAUAGAUACACAACAAUCAAGCAACUCGGGGAUGGAACCUAUGGUUCCGUCCUGCUGGGAAGAAGCAUCGAGUCGGGGGAACUGAUUGCUAUUAAAAAAAUGAAAAGAAAGUUUUAUUCCUGGGAGGAAUGCAUGAACCUUCGGGAGGUUAAGUCUUUAAAGAAGCUCAAUCAUGCCAAUGUAGUAAAAUUAAAAGAAGUUAUCAGGGAAAAUGAUCAUCUUUAUUUCAUCUUCGAGUACAUGAAGGAGAAUCUUUACCAGCUCAUUAAAGAAAGAAAUAAGUUGUUUCCUGAGUCUGCUAUAAGGAAUAUCAUGUAUCAGAUAUUGCAAGGACUUGCAUUUAUUCACAAACAUGGCUUCUUCCAUCGGGACUUAAAGCCUGAGAACCUGCUCUGCAUGGGACCAGAACUUGUGAAAAUUGCAGACUUUGGGCUGGCCCGAGAAAUCCGAUCAAGACCUCCAUACACAGACUAUGUGUCUACCAGAUGGUAUCGGGCUCCAGAGGUGCUCCUGAGGUCCACCAGCUACAGCUCCCCCAUUGACAUCUGGGCCGUGGGCUGCAUCAUGGCAGAAGUGUACACCCUCCGGCCACUCUUCCCGGGGGCCAGUGAAAUUGACACAAUCUUCAAAAUUUGCCAGGUGUUGGGGACACCAAAAAAGACCGACUGGCCUGAAGGCUACCAACUUUCAAGUGCAAUGAGCUUCCGCUGGCCCCAGUGCAUGCCCAGUAACUUAAAGACCCUGAUCCCAAAUGCUAGCAGCGAAGCAAUUCAGCUCCUGAGAGACAUGCUUCAGUGGGAUCCCAAGAAACGGCCAACAGCUAGUCAGGCACUUCGAUAUCCUUACUUCCAAGUUGGGUACCCUCUGGGCUGCACCACACAGAGCCUUCAGGUAGGGAAACCACAGAAAGACAUCCUGGAAAAGGCAGGCCCACCUCCUCACAUUAAGCCAGUCCCUCCUGCCCAGCCUCCAGCCAAGCCACAAACGCGGAUUUCUUCGAGACAACGUCAAGCCAGCCAGCCCCCUCCACAUCUCACGUACCCCUACAAAGCCGAGGCUCCCAGGACAGAUCAUCCGAGCCAUCUUCCAGAGGACAAGCCAAGCCCAUUGCUCUUCCCAUCCCUCCACACCAAGAAUCCUCAGUCGAAAAUCCUCACUGGCCUGGAUCACAAAAACAAUGAGAUCAAGCCAAAGAGUAGGAGAAGGUGGGGACUGGUUUCCAGGUCAACAAAGGAUUCUGAUGAUUGGGCGGACUUGGAGGACUUGGAUUUCGGUCCAUCCUUCACCAGGAUUGACCUGAAAAACAAGAAAAGACAGAGCGAUGAGACUCUGUGCAGAUUUGAGAGUGUUUUGGACCUGAAGCCCUCGGAGCCUGUGGGUACUGGAAGUAGUGCCCCCACCCAGACGUCGUAUCAGAGGCGAGACACCCCGACCCUGAGGUCUGCCGCCAAGCAGCACUACUUGAAGCACUCCCGAUACUUGCCUGGAAUAAAUAUAAGAAAUGGCGUACUCCCAAAUCCAGGCAAGGAUUUUAUUCCAUCCAAUCCAUGGUCUAGUUCAGGUUUGUCUGGCAAAUCUUCAGGAACAGUAUCUGUCAUCAGCAAAAUAAAUUCAGUUGGUUCCAGCUCUACGAGUUCUAGUGGACUGACUGGAAACUAUAUCCCUUCCUUCCUGAAAAAAGAAAUUGGUUCUGCUAUGCAGAGGGUACACUUGGCACCUAUUCCAGACCCUUCCCCUGGUUAUUCUUCCCUGAAAGCUGUGAGACCUCAUCCCGGGCGACCUUUUUUCCACACCCAGCCUAGAAGCACUGCUGGGUUGGUACCACGGCCUCCCGCCGCUCAGCCAGUGCAUGGCCGGACAGACUGGGCUUCCAAGUAUGCGUCUCGGCGAUGACGGUUAUGGAGCCCUUCGUGGGGGAGAGCAGGAGACUGUCUGUUGGCCAACUGGUAUUCUACCUGCGAGAAACUCUUGGAUGGUGUAAAAGCAAGCAGACACUUUUAUAGUUAUUCUUCUGAACUAAGACAUUUCAAUCUUCUUUUUUAAAGUUUUUUUUUAAAUAUUAAUUUGAAAUGCAAUACCCUUUUUUUUUGGUACAAAUUAUUUUAUUCUAAAACUGGGUCCCAGUAUUUUCUUAAACAGUAGCAUUUUGUAUAUAUGGGUUAUGUUUUAGCAUUUUAUACAGUCGAGUUUGUAAUGAAGUUUUUAAAGAUUAAUUGCUCUUCCUUUGGGGUUCCAGAUAAUAUUUUAUACAGAUUUUUAAAAUUGUAAUAAUACUGAUGCAGUAUUGCAACAGGGGUGCAAUGUAAGGCUACAUGAUGAAGAGUUAUUUACUCAAGGUGUGCAGAUAUUUGUGAAAUGGUUAAAUUUUAAAUGUGGGACAUUAGGUACUUCAGGUUUUCUUGGAUUGACAUCGGCCCUGGAAAAAUGAUGUGCUUUUUUUUUUUACAUUACUGAUUUGGUUUUUAAUACCACUGUGCUGUUCUACAAGUACUAUUAUGUAAUUCAUUUUGUUUUAUUGUCGUUCCCCAGAUGAAAGACCUCUAAGUAAAUUUGUUUUGCAUUUACAAUACCCUUUAUGGUAGUUGGGGAUAUCCAAAUGGAACCAAGCUUUAUUAUGCUAUGCCAUCACAUUCUAUUUUCUCCCAAUUAAAAAAAUCAAAUUGUAUGAGUACCUACAAAAGGGAAGCUUUUCAAGCCAAAAUGUUGUCAACAUACGGGUUAACUGAAUCAAUUAAUCUUACAUCGCCGCCAAGAUGCAUGACUGAAAAGCUAAGUUUCAAAGCAGCAGAAGGUUUAUUAUUAUAAUAACUGAUAGAAUUUUGCAUUCAGCUCAGUUCUCCAGGCCUGGCUAGGAAUCAUGAAUAAUCUUCUGUCCUAGCCAAAUUCUCAGGGCACUUUGGGGAGCAGUAAAGAUGUAUGUAUGCAGAGGUCCACUUACCUGGGAAGUCCCAGGUACCGUGAUGUUAGUGUCCAUAGUAUGCCACAUUUGAACUCUUACCCCUUGUGUAGUUCCUUCCGACAGUGAGGAUUCUAUUUGGGCAGAGGCUGUUCCAUUGAGAGGUAUGUUUACAGCAACUUUGAAAGUGACAAAGCUAGUUUGGAAACAGAAAAAGACAAAAGGUCCACUCCCAUCCAUCUCUGUAGGGUACACUUGCCUCCAUUCGUAGUCACCUGAAAAGCAAGAGGGAAGGUCAUUGCCAGGGCUCGUCUCUCACUGGGUGCCAGGUGCCAGGAUAUAUAGCAAGUUAAGGGAUAUGAAAUUAUCAUUUCUGUAGGUUAAAAUGAUAGGGUAAAGUGAACAUUGGUACUCUGAUAUGGUUCAGCCUAAUAAGUUGGUAAGUUAUUGCUUUGAUGUGUUAAUACCCUGCAGCUGAACAAAUGGCCGUGGCUCCCAGGGAGUAAUUUCUGCUUUGGAGAAUCUGGCUCAAAAAUGUACUUGACAAAGCACAGUGAUCCCUGGAGGCAUGAGAAAAGUACAUGAUGGAUGUGGAUUUGAUAAGUAAUACUUUCCUGUUAACAAACUGGUGGCAAAGCUUCAAAAAAUAAAUACGUGUAUGUAAGUGCAACUUGAAGCUGCAUUAAUUUCUGUAUUAUAUUCUCAACUCGUUACCUAAAGCAACAGAAAAUGUGUUUUCAGAGAUGAGUCUUUUACUGAGGUUAAUAUUUAUUUUCCCUUUCUGUAUAAUGUAUAAAGAGUAAAUUAAUCCAUAACCUUAGCCAGCUUGCUGGAAAGUUGGUUUUAAAUUGUAAAUACUACUUAGAGAAGAAAUGGAUUGUGAAUACCAUAUUCUCGGCAUUCUAGCUUGUGUCGAGGCCAUUAUGUUAUUGUUUUUAAUUGAAAAACCUAGUUAACAGGUUAUUACACAUUAUAAAAUUGUUUUUCUAAUACUUUUAUAGGGUCCAAGUUCAGAAAAUAUUCCAGUUUUCUUCUUCUUCUUUCCUUUGCUUAUCAGCAAACAACUUCCCUUGGGAAGCCAAACACAUUUAUUCAUAUGAAAGUCAAGCUGAUGCAGAGCUGAGAAAACUAGAAGACUGAGAAACAAUGUAAAUUCUAAAGACCUAGUAAAAUCCUACAAGAUACUGUUUUUCCCCCCACAAUGGGUAAAGGGCAAAUUGUGUAUAUAAGCUGAUUACUAUAGAAGGAAAUAGUGACCAUGUUUUAUUAAGUGAAAAUAAAAUGGUACCUUUGCAUAUAUUUUUUAGUUACUAUAGAAUCAUAAAAUGUAUUGCAAGACACCAAGAGGAAUGAUGAGUUGAACUGUACCUAUCCAUGACUAUACCUCAUUUCCAGUCCAAAAGCUUUCUGGGACACCAGGACAUGGUACAGGGAUGGCUCUCAUUUGGUGCCCAAAGGUUCAGUGACAGAAGUGUGCCAAUGGGUUUGUGUAUAAACUGCAGGGCAGACUGCCUGGGCAUAAAAGUUACUUUUGGUAUGACCAUUCAUUUUACAGUAAAAUUCCAUUAAUUACUAAGCCCUCACCCAGCUCAUGUAUUACAGGAUUUAAGUAGGAAGAAAAUUGAUUUUCAAACAAUAUUUUUAGACAUAUCGCUUGCCUGAAACGACUAUAGGCAUCUAAUAAGUUGACGCUAUGUCAUUUUCUGCUACUGGAGUUAUCAAAAAUUGAGUAUAAUCAAGGCUAUACAUGUAAAGCAAAAUAAGAAUAGUUUUUGUUUUUAAAUGCAGGUAUCGGUACAGUUGGGGUUCAGGGUAUUUCCCUGCCAUCUAACCAGUUUUGUGCCAUUUAGGAGAGAAAAAGAGUGCAGGCUCUAUGUUUCAGCUCUGUGUAUAACCAAAAGCAAUAUGUUUCUAAGAAAAUGUUGGGCAUACUAAUUAUGUUAUAUCAUUUAAAGCAUACUGUAGCAAAUUGUUUGUUUAAUAUAUGUGGUUAAUUUUUAGAACUUUUUUUACAAUUUCCAACCAAAGGACUGUAUUUUAUAUAAUUUAUUUCAAGGACCUUCUCAUGGAAACUGUUAAGACAAACUGGAGGAAAAGCUAUCACAUUAAUUUGUAUUAUCAAUUUCUUACAGACACUGUGCUAAUGUGAAUUUAAAUGACCUGAACAGUCUUUUGAUCUCUGAAACCUCACUACUGACAGCAGUUUGGUCACCUGAUUUGAUUACAGGGGAAUAACAGAAUAUAUUUAUUUAAGAAGCAAAUAUUCAUAAUGAUGAGAAGAUAGAAGGACAAAAAAACCACUUACACAAGCCCUUUCUGAAAUAAAAUGUUGCUUUUUGAAUAGUUUGUCCUACGGUGUUUAAAAAUGUCUACUUUACAUAAGAAAAAUUCUGCUCCAAAUAAAGUUACAGUUUAAGAAA